This is a messenger RNA of Sphenostylis stenocarpa, 186 nucleotides long. NCBI's taxonomy places the organism in Eukaryota, Viridiplantae, Streptophyta, Magnoliopsida, Fabales, Fabaceae. The record is from the annotation of a GenBank genome assembly.
AUGGAAAGAGGAAUCACCUUCACUUUAAAUGCGCCUAUACGUACCGAUGCAGAAGAAACCGAGCGGAAUUGUGUGGAGAGUGAAGCCCACAUUGGAUACCUGCAGAUUCACAGCCACAGCCAAGCCCAAUAUUCGCACUUGUUUGCCUCCAACGCGCACACCACACCAACUCCCGUCGUGGCGUGA